GUCUUCCCCACCAAAUCGUUAAACAUAGAUACAAAUCACUUUUCACUUGAAUCUAAACGGAAGAAGUUUUUGAAGAUCAUCACUAACUAACGCUUAUCUACAAAGAGAAUCAUCUUGAAGAUAUGAAGAAUAUUGUAGCGAUGUUCAAGAAACUGAAUCCUUUGGCAAAGGAGUUUUUCUCUUCUUACUACAACAACACCAAGAAAAACAAUCAUACUGGGAAAGACAAUCAAAUUAUGCCAGCUGGCGAUUUCGUGGCUAAAAAGAAUCAAUCCGGUGAAGAAUUUGAUCAUGAUCUCAAGAAGGAUGACAAUAACCGGAAGAGAAGAAACGGUUACAGCCAAGGGAGAAGGAGGUUAAAUGGAAGAAUUUCUAAGGCUGGGAGAGAGGAUAGUAUUAGAAGAACAGUAUAUGUUUCUGAAAUUGACCAGAGUAGGGUGCAAGGGAAGCUUUAAGGCUUGGUGGAACGAUGCUUGGGUACUACCCGGUGAGGGUUUUACCCUCCAAAACUGCUAGUCUUCCAGUUAAUCCC
Messenger RNA from Brassica oleracea var. oleracea, 532 nucleotides. RefSeq names its product polyadenylate-binding protein-interacting protein 9-like. NCBI's taxonomy places the organism in Eukaryota, Viridiplantae, Streptophyta, Magnoliopsida, Brassicales, Brassicaceae. The coding region runs from base 123 to 455 and encodes 110 amino acids. The transcript has 4 exons. The record is from RefSeq and is a predicted model, not a curated record.